Sinocyclocheilus grahami is the source of this 2182-nucleotide messenger RNA. Its product is annotated as perforin-1-like. The transcript is spliced from 3 exons. Gene Ontology annotation, cellular component: membrane. Gene Ontology annotation, biological process: defense response to virus; T cell mediated cytotoxicity; immunological synapse formation. Gene Ontology annotation, molecular function: wide pore channel activity. Bases 188 to 1738 code for a protein of 516 amino acids. Lineage: Eukaryota; Metazoa; Chordata; Actinopteri; Cypriniformes; Cyprinidae. The record is from RefSeq and is a predicted model, not a curated record.
UUUCCACAAGACGUGUCUUCUCAGCAUUAGCAGGAUGCCAGAAAGUGACAUUGCAGCAAUAGAAUUUCAUGAAAACAAAGUAUUUUCGAGAGAAGAACAGAGAAAAGGACUUUUAUGAGGUAUAUCAAUAUUGUGGUGCAACAGCUUUAACAGACUGUUGCAUGAAAUCUACUCGGUUGACAUCACCAUGAAGACAAAUCAGUGUGUUUUCCCCAUGUUUCUCUGCAUUUCUCUGAUCUUGACACACUGGGACACAAGUUCAGCUUGUCAUACAGGCUCUCAUGAUGAAUGUGAGAAAGCCCCAUUUGUACCUGGUUACAACCUGGCGGGCGAAGGCUUUGAUGUUGUCAGGAUGCGCCGUAAAGGUGCCUUUUUGAUCAAUGUCAAGUCACACAUGGAUAAUGGCACUUGUACAGUCUGCAAGAACCGCUUUCAGGGAGGGCAGAUACAGAAACUUCCCUCAGUUGUGAGGGACUGGCGUUCCUUCAGCCGCUGCAGCAAUCAGAUUUCUAGUGCUCUUCAUCAUUCUGUCGACUCCCUAAUGAAGAGUUCAACAUCACUCAUCAAUAAAUGGGAAAUUGACCUUAGCCUGGAUGACAUAGGAAGGGUCAUUUUGGGAAGGAGCCAUUCAGAUAUUGCUCAGUUUGCCCAAUAUCAGAAUGCAAUGGAUAAGGCAACAUUUGCCCUCCAUGAGCACAGUUGCACAUAUUACAGUUACAGAGUUGCAGACCACCCAGAGCUCAGCACUGAAUUCUCAAAACAUCUCCAGCGACUUCCGACACAAUAUGACGUCAAAACAAAACCCAUGUACCGAAGAACUAUAGAUACUUACGGCACUCACUACACACGUCAAGUCCAUCUGGGAGGGCGAGUGAGGCGAGUCACGGCUUUUCGAACUUGUCUUGCAACCCUGAAGAGCUUCUCAGAGACUGAUAUCAAGAACUGCCUGAACAUAGAGUUAAAGGUUACUUUGGGGUUCCUUCCAGCUAAUGCCAUGCUUUCCAACAAAUGCUCUCAAAUCCUUAAAGAUAACAUAGGCAUGGGAUUCUACCAGGGCUUCAUGGCACACAAGAUGGAGGUGCUGGGAGGUGAGAAAUACUUUCCAGACCUAGUUUUAAACCAAAGCCCAGCUGAAGCAUACUCAAACUGGGUGAAGAGCUUGCAUGACAUUCCGGAAGUCAUAUCAUAUGCAAUUUUCCCUCUUUAUCAUCUGGUGGCUGAUCCCGAGGUUAGUGCCAAUCUGAAGAGUGCAAUAACAGAGUAUAUAGAAGAAAACAGGCUCUCUGUAGAUCAAAAGGAGAAUCAAGAAUGCUCACAAACACCAAAUCUAGACCACAACUGCUGUCCUAUGCUAGCCGGCCGUGGCAAGUUAGUAGUGUUUGUUCUAGGUGCCACAGGAAUGAAUGAAGAUUACUUCUCAGCCACUGAUGGUUUUGUGAAAAUCUGGUACAAUGGUAUAUAUAGGGAGACUGAGGUGGUUAUAAACGAUAAUGAUCCAGAAUGGUACACCCUUUUUAAUUUAGGAUCAAUUGAGUUUGGUCAUGAACUCAUAUUUGAGGUUUGGGACAGUGAUGUAAAAUUUGAUGAUUUUGUGGGGAGAUGUGUGGUCAGACCUGAACAUGGAUCUCAUUCACGCAGGUGUCCAUUAAAGAGAGGCAUCUUUUAUUUCGCCUACCACGCUUCUUGUGAUGCUCACUUGACAGGCCCCAGGUGUAGCAGAUAUUCACCACAAACUUAAGACCUACAUAGUAAGGAAUGUUUCUGAAUAUUACUUUUACAUACCGGUAAUUAAAUUUAGUGCAUUUACGGAAAAUAGUGUUACAUUUGCAAACUCACAUUUUUUUUUUUAAUUAGGGGUCCAAGCAGCAAACGUUGCUCUUGUAUUCACAAAAAUAAAAAAAGACAGACCAUGCUGCCAAACAGUUAUGGAAUUCAAGUAAAUUAUUCUUGAUUAGUCUCUCCACAAUGCUUUAGUGUAUUGAGACAGAACCUGGUAACUGUCACCAUAAGUAUGACCUGAUAGUACAUGCAUCACUAAGGCCACCUAGUUGUCAGGAAAUAUGAAAAAAAAUUUUUUUACCAUAACAUUUAUCUACGUACAUUUAUAUGCCUACAGUAUUAUUACAAGCCAUUUUAUUAUGUCAUGUAUCACAAUGCAGCUGUACAAACUAAUAAAAAUAAU